UCGUACUGAAAAAACCCAGAGAGAAAAAGAGUCUUGAAAGCCCAAACCAAAACACAACCGUUUUCAAACUCACUCUGCGUCUACAGCUUUUCAUGCAUGGCGAUUGGUGAAUGGGGGUUCAAUUGAGAAUUAGGGUUCGAAAUCGACCUCGAUCAAUUCUCUUUCCACGGCAGGAAGAUGUAAUCUAACGGAGAUUUUGGUGUCUUUUUUAAAACAAUUUGUUCUAAAACCGUUCGGCUCUGCGUAGGUUUAGUUAGUUUCUAGGGUUUUUCUUUUUGGGGCUGAAAUGUUGAAGGACCAGUUGGAUCGAACCAAGGUGGUGCUACGGCACUUGCCGCCUUCGAUUUCGCAAACUUCACUUGUGGAACAAAUCGACGUUUUCUUUUCUGGCCGCUACAACUGGGUCGCUUUCCGUCCCGGGAAGAGAAGCCAAAAGAAUCCGUCAUAUUCUAGAGCCUACAUUGAUUUGAAGAGGCCAGAGGAUGUUAUUGAGUUUGCUGAAUUCUUUGAUGGUCAUCUGUUUGUUAAUGAGAAGGGCAGUCAAUUUAAAGUUAUUGUUGAGUAUGCUCCUUCACAACGCGUUCCAAAACAGUGGUCUAAGAAGGAUGGUCGUGAAGGAACCAUAUUCAGAGAUCCCGAGUAUCUGGAGUUUCUUGAAUUUCUUGCAAAGCCUGCUGAGAAUCUUCCUAGUGCGGAGAUACAAUUGGAGAGAAGAGAAGCAGAGCGUUCUGGUGCUGGAAAGGAUGCUCCCAUAGUUACACCAUUAAUGGAUUUUGUUCGUCAGAAAAGGGCUUCCAAGGCUGGAUCUCGGAGGUCACUGACUAAUGGUAAAACGAGCAGAAGAGCUGGCGGACCAUCAUCUAGAAGUCCAAGUUUAGCGACGAGCAAACGAGGUUCUGAGAGGAAAAGAAAUUCUGCCACAAUGUAUGUUUUGAGGGAUACUAGAAAGAACACCAGUGCCAAAGACAAGUCAACUUACAUUCUGGUACCCAAGCGCGAUGAUCAGCAACCUUCUGAAAAGUCUGUCACUUUGGCAUCUGCAGCUGGAACUCACGUUUUGGAAGAGGAGAGUGGAGUUUCUGGUGCUGAUGCGAGGGAGAUAUCUCAUGUUCCGGCGAACAUGUCACAGCAGCAGAGCUCAUCUGCUAAAAACAUGGGUGGUACAAUUGCACUGAAACAAAACCUGCGCCGUCAAGAAAAUGGGAGGAUUAUAAGAGGAAUACUUCUAAACAAGGAUGCACGUCAAAGUCAGUCUUCUGGGAUUUACUCUGCGCAACAAAUCCAGACUUCGAAUUCAGAUAGGGACAAACGACCUCCUCGGUCCCAACACGUUCAAUUGAUUUUAAAGGAUACAAAUGGCGCUCCAGAUUAUAAUAUUGUUGGGAAUGACUUGCAUGGUAUUUGUAGCGAGAAGCAGGAGAAACGGAUAAGGAAUAAGGAGAGACCUGAUCGUGUUGUAUGGACUCCUCUAAAUCGUUUAGAUGGAUCAUCUGCAAGUGAUGAGUCUUUGUCAUCUGCAUUUCAACCUGCUCACUCACUGCUAGAUUCUUCAGAAGGAAGUCGUGGAGAUAUGAGAUUUGACACAUCAAAUUCUCUGAUUGGGGAAAACCAAGGCUCCCAUAAACAUCAUGGUCGCCGAGGAACAACACAUGGUGUUAGGGAUCUUGAUGGCUCACCGGUUGCAGGUGAAGGAAAACAUUCAAAAAGAGGCUAUGGCUCCCAUGAGAAACAAGUGUGGGUUCAGAAGUCAAGUUCUGGUUCUUAAGGAUAUUUUUUUUCUUGCAUUGUGUGAUGUUUGGCUACUUGAACCUUCGUAGCAUGCAUGUUGCAUUGGCCUGAGCCUGUCUGUUUUUCUGGACGGAUUACCAGGUGUAAACGAAGUUUCAGCAUCCUUUUGGAAAACCAUACUGAAUGAAGGAGAGAUGUGGGUAUAUAAAUAUAUUAUGGGUUUGAAGAAAGCGCAUGUUUGUUGUUGACAGCAUGGAAAUAGGAGGGAAAAGGAAAAACAGAAAAAGACAUCAGCAUCAUUAACGUAUAUAACAACACAGUUUUUAUCACGGUGCCCACACCAACGGGUUCCUCUCAGAAGAGUUAUGGAUGGUCAUUCUUGUCCUUGACUGGUUAUCAGGAUAUUUAGGUUUUAUAGGUGGAUGAUGUCGUCCAUUAGUUAAACUGUAAAUAUAAAAGCGGAGCACUAUAUACGGCUUUAAAGUUUGUUUAUUUCUACGAGUUAGCAUUGUUUAAAGGCCCUGGUAUCUUCUCCGGUACUCUGAAGGGGUUUUGUUUUGAAUAGAAGACAACUUCAACCGUUUUGCAAUUGAUGGCCGGUGGUUGACUAUAAUUGGAGUUGAUAUAGACUGAUUGGUUGGGUCUAUGUUUUGGCAGUGUUUCACCUUGUUUUAACGGAGACAUUGCUUUGCUGUUAUAUGAAUGAGAUUGUAUACAGAGUGUAGUGCUUUUAAUUGCAGAACAUAGUUUGUGUU
This is a messenger RNA of Prunus mume (Japanese apricot), 2483 nucleotides long. RefSeq names its product regulator of nonsense transcripts UPF3-like. Lineage: Eukaryota; Viridiplantae; Streptophyta; Magnoliopsida; Rosales; Rosaceae. Gene Ontology annotation, cellular component: nucleolus; cytoplasm. Gene Ontology annotation, biological process: nuclear-transcribed mRNA catabolic process, nonsense-mediated decay; positive regulation of translation. The record is from RefSeq and is a predicted model, not a curated record. Gene Ontology annotation, molecular function: mRNA binding.